Molecule: messenger RNA, 1302 nt
Organism: Chilo suppressalis (striped riceborer)
Lineage: Eukaryota; Metazoa; Arthropoda; Insecta; Lepidoptera; Crambidae
Source: the annotation of a GenBank genome assembly
CACCGUCAAUGACCCAGCCCGCUACGUGAUUAGUUUCAACUGUAUUGUAUUUACAACUUUUUGAAGUAAAACUGUGACUUGGUAUUUAAUAAUUUCAAAAGGCUUCCAUUAUUCAGACUGCUAUGAUUAGAGUAAUACAACACGCAUUACAAAGUUAAAUUGACAGAUUUGUUUUGAGAUACCAAAUAGCAUAGCAAAAUGCAGACUAUCAAGUGUGUAGUGGUAGGUGACGGAGCAGUUGGUAAAACAUGUCUGCUCAUCAGCUACACGACAAACAAAUUCCCUUCAGAAUAUGUGCCCACUGUCUUUGACAACUAUGCUGUAACAGUCAUGAUUGGAGGAGAACCAUACACUUUGGGUCUUUUUGAUACUGCAGGACAGGAAGAUUAUGAUAGACUGAGACCCCUGAGUUAUCCCCAAACAGAUGUUUUCCUUGUAUGUUUCAGUGUGGUUAGCCCAAGUUCCUUUGAAAAUGUCAAGGAAAAGUGGGUGCCUGAAAUUACUCAUCAUCAGCAGAAAACACCAUUUCUCCUAGUGGGAACACAAAUAGACUUGCGAGAUGAUUCCACAACUAUGGAGAAGUUAGCGAAAAUAAAACAGAAGCCAGUGUCAUUAGAGCAGGGAGAGAAACUUGCUAAAGAGCUCAAGGCAGUUAAAUAUGUUGAAUGUUCUGCUCUUACACAGAAAGGGCUGAAAAAUGUUUUCGAUGAAGCAAUAUUGGCUGCCUUGGAGCCUCCAGAGCCAGUCAAGAAAAGGAGAUGUGUACUCUUGUAAUGCAUGGGUUGGAACCGCAGCGGUUAGACGCGGCGCGCUGUAUGCUGUAUGGUAUACCACCAUAACAAUGUAAUGUUCAACUUAUUUUUAUAAAUUUAUAAUUACUGAACAUUAUGGGCCAUAAAUAAAAAUAAUGAAUAUUACAAUUGUUAUAAACUGCGUCUCUAGCUCCGACAUUUAUAAUAUUCAGGCCUUGCAGUUUCCCAUGUAUUAAUAUUAUUAAUAUCUAAAGGACAAUUUAUACUAUGUCAUUUGUCUUUUAUAUAAAUUAACUACAUAUUUAUAUUUCAGCCGUUGGUACCUUUUAUUAUUAAUUAUGCAUUUCACUUUAGUUGAUGGGAAGGCACCAAUGUUGUAAUCCAUGAUUCUGUUAUUAUAAUAAUAGGUACUGAACUAUUCAAAUCGGACUAUGAAUUUGCCUAGAAUGAUUGCUGAAUUGGAAGCAACUUUAUGCACAACAUUUGCUAUGCACAGUGCGAGCUAUGCAUUUUUUAUAAUAUUAUUUGAUAACCUUAAUAAAUUAAUAAU